AUGGAAAUAGAGGAAACUGUGGCUGUGGUGUGUUCUUGGUGCAAAGAGUCGUACCAUGUGAAAAAUUGCUUCACUCGCGAAAAGCUAGAAGAACGAUGUGAUCGAGGUCAACUUCGUGAGAUGAUUGUACCACCAAACUGGAUCCUGCGACUACCCAGCCGCCACCGGAAUAAGCACAAACAGCCGAACCGGCAAAGUCGAAAACCAACACGUCAGUUCAUCGUGAAGCCUAAUGACUGGACAGCUGGGCCAUCACAACCGCUUUUGGGCUCAAAAGCGUUGCAUACUCUAUGUUGGCUACUGAAUCCACGACAAGUGUUUGACAUAACUGCUCUUAAAGGACCAAAAUAUGGGCUAGAGGUAUUCCGAAAAGUAAUCACCCAGCUGCGAUUGCUAGUCUGUGGUGGCGAUGGAACGGUUGGAUGGGUUCUACAAACCUUGGAUAAUCUAAACUGGCCUGCUUACCCUCCGAUGGCCAUCAUGCCUUUGGGUACCGGGAACGACCUAUCACGGUGUAUGGGAUGGGGCGGAGCGCCAUCAGAUGAGCCGAUGAGUCAGCUUCUAUCAGCAAUUCUUCAUGAAACGGUCAUCACGCACCUUGAUCGCUGGAAGAUCCAUGUCGAGCCAAACGAAACAUGUCCUUUGGAUUCAAACGACGACCUGAGUGAUGCAGUA
Molecule: messenger RNA, 675 nt
Organism: Cylicostephanus goldi
Lineage: Eukaryota; Metazoa; Nematoda; Chromadorea; Rhabditida; Strongylidae
Source: the annotation of a GenBank genome assembly